UUUCACAAUGAGACCAACUUGAGUGUGUCCAUGACGUGGGCAGGAGAGAACAAUGGGGUGCUGCUAGUGCUGACCACAGAUGAAUGGGGACCGUUUGUUGGACCAACAAUGCUCUGGAGGAGUGCGGACUAUGGGAAAACCUUCCAGAACAUCAGUAAGAAAAUCAACAACGCCUACAUCAAGAAGGACAACGGGAUGUACAAAAGCUUGCUGGACCCUGCAAGGGUUCUCUUAGUGUCCUACAUGACAGGCGGUGAAACUGACGGCUCGUUCUCCAGGAUCUACGUCACCACGGACGGGGGCGAGACCUUCGAUGGGAUCACCCUCAACUUUAACGUGGACACGAUACAGUUCCAUCCCAAAAACAAGGACUAUCUCCUCGCACACUCACAGAACGAUCACUCCCUUUACCUGUCCCAGGAUUUCGGUCGAAACUGGCAUGUGGUGCAUAACUAUGUUGCCGACUUCAAAUGGGGCACUGCCAGCUAUGAUACAGACAGCACCAUCUAUCUGACCUAUGACCCCAAGCACAUGUCUGAAGCUGGUAGUUAUGGUCCAUAUUCUAGUAGCCUGAAUUCCUACGACUACUUCGAUGACUAUGGCACAUGGGGUCUCGAAUUCCCCAAGCCGGAGAGCUAUAAUUAUGACCUGUUGAAGAGCACUGAUUUGGGAAAGAACUUUGUUGUGGUUGCGGAACACGUGUACAGUUUUGGUCAGCAGGGGCAGUUCCUAUAUGUUUCCAUUGAGCUGAAUGAAAAUAAUUUUACCAGAGUGAUGCAUGUGUCCAGAAACGGAGGAGACACAUGGGAACUGGCCCAGCUGCCCUCCAUAACUCCAGACAGGUUCUACUCUAUCCUGGACAUGUCGGAGGGAAUGGUGUUCAUGCAUGUGGAUGAUGAAGGAGACACUGGAACGGGAACCAUUUACACAUCAGGAGCAGACGGAAUCAUCUUCUCUGUGUCACUCACAUCACAUUUGUAUCCAAACUUUGAAAGCGUGACAGACUUCUACAAGGUGAAGUCCCUCAGAGGAGUAUAUUUGGCCAGCCAGAUCAGGAACGACAAAAGCAUCAGGACCAUGAUAACGUACGACAGGGGAGGGGUGUGGCAGCCUGUCCCAACUCCGGCAGGGAUGUCAUGUGAGAAGCCCUCGGACCAGUGUGGCCUGCAGAUUCACAACCAGUACAGCAGAGUGAAGGGCAUCAACGCUCCCAUGGGGCCUCUCAGUGAGCCUAAUGCAGUGGGCCUCAUCCUGGUUCAUGGUCACGUGUCUGAUGCACUACAAACAACAAACCCUGAUGUCUACAUCUCUGAUGAUGGUGGAUACAACUGGUUCAAGGUAACACAAAGAGAUUCUUAA
Molecule: messenger RNA, 1359 nt
Organism: Branchiostoma floridae (Florida lancelet)
Lineage: Eukaryota; Metazoa; Chordata; Leptocardii; Amphioxiformes; Branchiostomatidae
Product: sortilin-like
Biological process (GO): endocytosis; vesicle organization; Golgi to endosome transport
Cellular component (GO): membrane; Golgi apparatus
Molecular function (GO): protein binding
Source: RefSeq, a predicted model, not a curated record